AUGGAUGUCCCUGAGCAGGGGGUGAGGUUGGCAGAGGGCCGAGACACCAUGAGAGAGCUCCUCUUACUGCUUGUGCUCUGGGCAGGGCUGGCUCCCACCCAGGGUUCUCAAGGCCGUCCCUCAUGGCGUUACGUCUCCUCUGAGGUGGUCAUCCCCAGGAAGGAGCUGCACCAUGGCAAAGGCGUCCAGAUGCCAGGCUGGCUCUCCUACAGCCUGCACUUUGGGGGCAAGAGGCACGUUAUCCACAUGCGGCGCAAGAAACUCUUCUGGUCCAGGCAUCUGCUGGUGAUGACUCAGGAUGACCAAGGUGCCUUGCAGAUGGACUACCCCUUCGUCCCUCCUGACUGUUACUACCUCGGCUACCUGGAGGAGGUUCCUCUUUCCAUGGUCACCCUGGACACGUGCUAUGGGGGACUGGAAGGUAUUAUGAAAUUGGAUGACCUUGCCUAUGAGAUCAAACCCCUCAGCAGUUCCCAAAGAUUUGAACACAUUGUUUCUCAGAUAGUGGCAGACAGCAUUGCAACAGUCCCUACCUAUAAACUGGGACUGAAGGAGGACAGGGACCCCUUGUUCUCUCAAGCAAAUGCCAGUGUAGUUACACGGCUCUCAAGUAAGAUGUAUGCAUCUCAUCAUGGAUAUGUGAAAUCGCUUGCCUUAAGUUCGCACUCAAUGUACAGUGUGUUCAACAACGUGUCUAAAUGUGCCCAAUUUCUAAUAUCGGUAUUUAAUUUGAUUGACACAUUCUUUUUAGGACUUGAUAUAAAUUAUUACGUUGCAUUCAUUAUUAUAUAUAAUCAACGAGAUCCAAAUGUCCUUAACAAUUAUCACCCGACGGAUAGUCCAUAUGGUCGAUAUUAUGUCUACAACUUGUAUGCACUUCUUGCACCACAUUCAUCCAUAAUUAUGAUUAAAAAUGUGCCACAGGAUGCUGAAUUUGAACCCAUCGCAUAUGCAAUUUGCAAUCGUGGUAACCUCAUCAUGCUAGGAUAUCUAGACAGACAGUAUUUAAUAUUGGCUAUUGUAGGAGCACAAAAGGUCGCGAGAAGUUUUGGUGUAUACUAUGACAAUCCUUAUUGUUCCUGCCAGAGAAGGUCCAAGUGUAUUAUGAACAACUACUUUGCUCUGACAGACUCUUUCAGUAACUGUUCCUUCAUGCAUAUACAGCACAUACUGGGUGGUGGCGUAGCUGAAUGUAUUUACAGCUCUGAAAUGGUGUAUUUUAAUAAAAGCUUGACUCGGGAGCAUUGUGGCAACUACAGAGUGGAUCCCCUUGAACAGUGUGACUGUGGCUCCUUCAAACAGUGUUAUAGCAAUCUCUGCUGUCAUAACGAUUGUACCUUCACUACUGGAAGCAUAUGUAAUACAGGCAGAUGCUGCACAAACUGCACCUAUUCCCCUGCUGGGACACUCUGCAGGCCAAUCCAAACUGUGUGUGAUCUUCCAGAGUACUGCCGAGGAGGGUCCUUGACAUGCCCUGAUGAUUUCUAUAUGCAAGAUGGAACCCCGUGCACUGAAGUGGGCUACUGUUAUCAUGGAAACUGUACUGACCGCUCUGUGCACUGCAAAGAAAUCUUUGGUAAAAAUGCUGUGAAUGGUGCAGAUGUAUGCUAUACCAUAAAUAGAAGAGGUGAUAGAUAUGGACACUGCAGAAGAAAGGAGAGGUUAAUGGCCAGUACGGCUUGUAAUCUAGAAGACAUUCAGUGUGGAAGACUGCAGUGUAGCAAUGUCACUCAUCUCCCUCGGUUGCAAGAACAUGUGGGAUUCCAUCAGUCUAAGAUAUCAGGGGUCUGGUGUUUUGGAUUGGAUUCACAUCGUGGCACAGGAACAAAUGAUGUUGGUCAUGUGCGAUCUGGUACUCCCUGUGCUCCUGGAAAGUUCUGUCAAAAUACCUACUGCAAUGGCACUAUAGCUCAGCUGAAGUAUGACUGCAUCCCUGAAAAAUGCAGUCACAGGGGCAUUUGCAACAACAACAGGAACUGUCAUUGCCACAUAGGCUGGGAUCCUCCACGGUGCAUUGAUCGAGGUGCUGGUGGGAGCACAGACAGUGGACCCCCUCCAAGAAGAAUGCGGGCAGUCAGGCAAAGUCAUGAGUCAGUGAUAUAUCUGAGAGUGGUCUUUGCUCGAAUCUAUGCCCUGAUAGCCACACUCCUCUUUGGCGUUGCUACCAAUGUAAGAACCAUUAAGACGGUUGUAGUUAAGGAGCAGAUAGUCCAUGAGGGCAAUCCAUAA
Messenger RNA from Nyctereutes procyonoides (raccoon dog), 2229 nucleotides. Its product is annotated as disintegrin and metalloproteinase domain-containing protein 21-like. The record is from RefSeq and is a predicted model, not a curated record. Gene Ontology annotation, cellular component: plasma membrane; external side of plasma membrane; sperm head plasma membrane. The transcript has 2 exons. Gene Ontology annotation, biological process: proteolysis; male gonad development. The coding region runs from base 1 to 2229 and encodes 742 amino acids. Gene Ontology annotation, molecular function: metalloendopeptidase activity. Lineage: Eukaryota; Metazoa; Chordata; Mammalia; Carnivora; Canidae.